AUGAAGUCACUUCAGAAUUUAAGCUUACACACAAACAAUCUUUCUGGCCCAAUUCCAAAAACUAUAGGUAACUUAACUGAGCUCAAAUUUAUAAACCUGUAUGCUAAUCAACUCUCUGGCCCAAUUCCUAGUGUGUUGGGGAAUCUGAAAAACCUCAAUUUUCUGGAAUUAUGGGAUAAUCAACUCACUGGUUCAAUUCCGUUUUCCUUUGGCAAUUUGAGAAACUUGCAAUAUCUGUCUCUCGGUGACAACAAUCUGACAACUGAGGGAAUUCCUUCAUUUAUUUGUAAUUUGACAUCACUGACACUCCUGUAUUUGUCGAGAAACAACUUGAAGGGAAAAAUCCUGCAAUGCUUGGGAAAUAUCAGUGGCCUUCAGUAUGUGAUGAUGCCACAUAAUAAUCUCAGUGGAGAGCUCUCGUCGUCUAUCUGCAAUUUAACAUCACUGCAAAUUCUAGAUUUGGGUAGAAACAAUCUAAAAGGAGCAAUUCCGCAAUGUUUUGGCAACAUGAGUCGUCAUCUUGAGGUUCUUGAUAUGCAGCACAACGAUCUUUCCGGUACUCUUCCAACAACUUUUAGCAUUGGAAGUGCACUCGGAAGCUUCAAUUUUCAUGGAAAUAAGCUAGAGGGAAAAAUUCCACGAUCCUUGGAAAACUGCCAACGAUUGGAAGUUGUUGAUUUAGGUGACAAUCUCCUCAAUGAUACAUUUCCAAUGUGGUUGGGAACUCUUCCUGAGCUAAGAGUUUUAAGCUUGAGAUCGAAUAAGUUGCAUGGGCCCAUUAGAACUUUAGGAAGUGAAAACAUGUAUCCUGAACUUCGGUUGUUAGAUCUCUCUUCCAAUGCCAUCACGGGAAAAUUACCGAUGAGUUUGUUUCAACAUUUCAGAGCCAUGAGGAAAAUUGAUCCAUCAAAGAAGGCACCGAGUGAUGACAGCUAUGGGUAUUAUGAGAACUCUAUAGCUGUCGCAACAAAGGGAUUGGAGUUUGAAGUUGUGAGAAUCUUGUUUCUGUACACCACUAUUGAUCUUUCAAACAACAAAUUUGAAGGACAUAUUCCAAGUAUCAUAGGUGAACUCAUUGCACUUCGCGUUCUAAAUUUAUCUCAUAAUGGAUUGCUAGGUCAUAUUCCACCAUCACUUGGAAGUUUAUCUUCAGUUGAAUCAGUGGACCUGUCAGGUAACCAUCUUGUAGGAGAGAUACCCGCACAAUUUGCUUGUCUUACAUCUCUGGAAGUCUUAAAUCUCUCCUACAAUCAUCUCGAAGGAUGCAUUCCUCAAGGAAAUCAAUUUCAUACCUUUGAGAACAAUUCAUAUGAAGUCAUUUCAAGCUUCAGUCUUUCCAUUACGAGUAGUACUUCUCGCUAUUCUUGGACCAAAACUGACCAACUUUUGCUAACAUAA
Capsicum annuum is the source of this 1398-nucleotide messenger RNA. RefSeq names its product receptor-like protein 9DC3. The transcript has 2 exons. Bases 1 to 1398 code for a protein of 465 amino acids. Lineage: Eukaryota; Viridiplantae; Streptophyta; Magnoliopsida; Solanales; Solanaceae. Gene Ontology annotation, molecular function: protein binding. The record is from RefSeq and is a predicted model, not a curated record.